AUGACCUCGUCGCUAUCUGCCACUCUGGAAGAGAUGGAUCCUGAGGCUGAUCAUAAAGACCCUAAUAUUAUUCGCAAAUCAUCAUAUACAGCAUUGAGACUUUACAAUGAAGUGCCUUCCCAAAUCGACCAGGAGACUCGUAUAAUUUUUGUGGGGCCCGUGCCUAUGGAGUGGUUGGUAGCUAAUAAGAAGACAUACGGGUCCUGGGGCAAAAUGAAAUCAUUAUUUCCAAAAGUUUAUUCGCGAUUAUGGACUGACCAAGGAAGUCAGGCAGCUGCCAACGAUGAUGUUAGAAAGAUUACGAAUGCUGCAGUUGCUGCAGCUGCCAAUAGAAUGGCUGCUGAGCAGCAAAAUGGUAAUCCUGUAGAGGGGGUAGCUACUUCAUCUGGUAGUAUUCCAAAUACAGGUGGACCCCUUGUUGCUGGUCCUGAAGGUGUCAUUCGAGCUAUUGAUGACCUUGUUAUAGCACCAAGAAUCAGUGUAGACUCCACUGAUCCAAUGACCAGCUUCGAUGCCGUUUCUGACGACGACGCAUGGAUUAGUACUGACGACCGACCAGACCUUGUGCCGAAUCAUUCAUCGGAUCUUGUACCUCAGCGGUACGUGGCAGCUGACGAUCUGGUCUCUUUAAAUCUGGACUCCUCUUCGAUAGCAGAACACGUAUUGGAAAAUGAGGAUCCUGAACCUGAAGAGGAGCCCGGUGAGAAUGAGGAAAGUUCAUAUCCACAUGCAGACAGAACAGAUGAUCUUAUGCUAUCACGUUACCUGACAACUGAAGGAGCUACGUCCACUCUUCGUACUUUACCAGCUGCUAGUGAUGAAUAUCCUUAUAAUUCAGGUUCUCAAAAUUCAUCUCAACAAUCGCUUAGUCGUGGGUCACAUUUUUACUCUAACACUAGAAGUUCUCGGAAUGAAAAUGUCUCCCAUGAUGGCGAUUCGCCGUUAGCUUCCUACGGCAACGGCCCGACUGGCAUAAUUAGCGAUGACGACUCAAGAAUGUCGCCAUCACCACGAUCGACGAGCCAUCUUUUAGGGGAUACAUCACGACCACCUAGUCAACUUGACUUAUCAAGUUCGCAUUCAAAAACCUUCCAGCCUGCUCUUGUGUAUAAAACUACACCCCAUACGAACUCAGCAUCUGAACCAACGCCGUUAUUCACUGCUACCGAUUCUUCUGUCUCCACAAUGGGAUCGAUGCAGUCUUAUUUCACUGCCAGAGAGUCUGUUGUUAGUACCGGUAGAUCCGAUUCUGAAUCUUCGCGUAAUAACUCGUACUUCCCACCCCAGGAUGACUAUAUUGCAUCUAAUGCAGCUGACUCUGUACAAUCGAACGGCUCCACGGAUGACUCGUCCACAUCGACAGUAAAACCCAAUAAACCCCACGAGCAUUCUUUAUCUGGCACUGUCCCUCUUGCUGCUGAGACAUCUACAGCAACAGCUGUUAAUCAGAUUGUUAGUCCUAGUGCGAAGUCGUAUCUGGCUGAUAUUCUAGAACGUGAUGUUGCUGCUUUGAAGAAAAAGCAGACCUCCGAGGAAAAUAAAAAUGCCCAACAAAAACAAGCUAAAAAGGCUACUUCGGUCAGAGCACCGACUUCAAAACUUUCAAAUACUAUUCAGAAGGCAAAAAAGAAGCCUGCUAAUGCGGGCAGAAGAGUAAAACAAAAGUACCAGAAGCAUAAGCACUCGUUCAUGGUUAGUACUGACAAGUUGCUAAAAAGAAAAAGAGUAGGAGAAGUUGUCAUGAUUGAAAAGCUGCUGGUAUUAGUUAAGGCUGCUCCUGAAGAUAGAAGGAUCCCCUCUGAUUUCAAUGAAAUGGAACAGAUUGAUACGAGACUGGUGCAAAGAUGGAGAGAAUAUGUAGUUGUGGCCCGUAAGAGCGACAGUAGUGAAUCUCCCAUUGACCUGCAAUUUUACAAAUCAAGGCAAAUUUCGAAAAUUGAAACCCACGACCAGCAGCACAAGCGAAAAAGUGAUAAGCCUGAUUUUUCGGUUGGUGUAGGAAGUCAUUGUGAAGUUAAUUUGUAUUCAUCUUUGGAUAAAUCAAUUGUACUUUGGAAUAGAACAUCUCUUGGCGUUGAACCGUCCAAGAAAAAAGACAGCAUGAUUUAUAUAUUGCGUGCGAGAUCUGAUGCAUCUGCGUUGAAUUGGCUCUCGUUCCUAGCUUCUAUCGUGGGGAUUUGCGCUGAGAGUUUAAUCACUGUGAAAGUCCCGGAUUUAGGUGUAACUAUAGAUGUUGAGAUUCCUUUCCAGGAUAUAGAGACGAUUCGGAGGUUUGAAGACCGGUCUCAGCUUGUUUCGCUAAAACAUAUGAUGAAGCAUUCCUCGCACCCAAGUUGGAUGGGGACAUAUAUUGUAGAGAAAUGUCUCGAUGCCAUGUACCAAGUGGAGCCGAUAAGAAAACAAUUGGAUCAGAACUGGCGUGGAAUUGUCAAGGCUGGUUUGGUUUGGAGACGGUAUGAUCGAUUGGAGUGGAUGUUUGACCUUCGCGGGGCUCAGAUGCAGUCGAGCUGGGCCAUGAUGAAGACACACCAUGAGCUAGAGUUACGACCAAAGGUACCGUUCUCGCUACCCAUCAUGAUACAAGGGAACCCUACGCCAUUGGCGGAACCAUUUCCUAUUGAAGGUUUUGUAACGAGAUUAACGACAUGGAGGGGAGAAGUGCGUAAACAGAAGUUGUUGAACAGGUCAUACUUUCACACGCAUGAUAACUUACUUUUCUAUGCGUUGCCGAUAAGAGCUCUUCCACCGUAUGUGGGCAGCGACACGAAGGAUAUCCCCCUUAUUUGUGAGAUUGCUCCAUAUAAAACAGACUCGCACGGUCGUAUAGAAUGGUUAAACCAUAUCAAGAAUGUGGAGGAGUUUGAUCAGUAUGAUUUGAUAGCUCAGUUCGAAAUGAAGAGAAGAAUUGCAUCCAUUUCUAGAUCGGAUGGUUUUGUAGAUUUGAUUGAAUUAAGAGACAUACGACCCGAAGAUGACGAUAAGGUUGUGCUUGUAUUCAAAUCAGGGACAAUUUUGCGGUUUCAAGUACAUGAUCUCGAAACACGAAACAUGUGGCUCAAGCAAUUGCAUGAUUUGAUGAUAUAUUGGAAAUAUCGUCGUCGUGAAAGGAUGAUUCGGACUAAUGCCAUACGACAACAGAAUCUAGACAUCUUACAUAUUGAUGAGGAUGCUGAAGCAUUUGUCGGUGAGGCCGCUGCAAAAUGGGAGACUGAUAGAGGAGUGGCGGACCCGUUGACCUACAAUAUUGCUGGCAUCGCCUGUAGUCGGAGCUUGUACAUGAAUGGUAUUCUGUUUCAAAAGCCAACUAAAUUUUCAACAUUUAGAAAAUAUUACGUGGUUCUGACGCUUACGGAUCUAAUUUUGUACUUGCCGUCUCCAUCAUCUGUACACUGGACCGAAGGUGGCUAUUGUUUAACUGAGCGUCUUAAAAGCACUUACACACGGGUUAACAAUUAUCGAGUACAGAGUGUAUCGCUAUCUGAGUGCUAUGUCUAUUCUGGUCCGGUGACUUCAUCAGAUCUUCUAAAUCGGGAAAAUACCUUCGAUAAAGAAAAUCCAGGUAGACACGCGCUGCCUCGUGCAUACGCCGACGGUUGGAAGUCAGCUGAAGAGGAGUCGUUACGAUGUUUUGUUCUAUGGUUUGGUAAGAAAAGCUAUGCUCCUACGAGUCGAAAAGACAAGAAGCUAUCGUUCAAGACGGUCAAUCGACUCGGGGCAGGUGGCACAUCCAUGGUAUUUAUGGCAAGAUCGCGACAUGAUCGAGAUCUUUGGGUAACUGCUCUUAACACAGUGAUGAGUAGACUUGCAGUCGAUUCGCACGAAGACAUUGUUGUAACUUAG
Sugiyamaella lignohabitans is the source of this 3840-nucleotide messenger RNA. RefSeq names its product Spo71p (gene SPO71). Bases 1 to 3840 code for a protein of 1279 amino acids. The transcript has a single exon. Gene Ontology annotation, cellular component: prospore membrane. Gene Ontology annotation, biological process: ascospore-type prospore membrane formation; protein localization to prospore membrane. The record is from RefSeq and is a predicted model, not a curated record. Lineage: Eukaryota; Fungi; Ascomycota; Dipodascomycetes; Dipodascales; Trichomonascaceae.